Molecule: messenger RNA, 1614 nt
Organism: Salvia hispanica
Lineage: Eukaryota; Viridiplantae; Streptophyta; Magnoliopsida; Lamiales; Lamiaceae
Product: nicotinamide adenine dinucleotide transporter 1, chloroplastic-like
Biological process (GO): transmembrane transport; nucleotide transport
Source: RefSeq, a predicted model, not a curated record
CUUUGCUGUGAUUAGCAGUAAUUAAUUUCCCGAGAGCAUCGCUUCAAUGGAUCCCACUCUCGAUUCGCGUCAAAAUCCCAACUGAAGAAGAAAAACCCUAGAAAUUCCAAUUGCAUUCCCCUUCAAACACGGUCAAUUUUGGUCGAAACGCAUACCAAUUCCUUUCAACUGGAGUGUCAGCAACGCCCCAAUUCAACCUCCAUUUCUCCAUAUAUAUAUUUAAUUUCGACAUGUAUGCGUAUUUGUAGCUGAAGGUGGAAUUUUGUGAAGGUUGAUUUGAUACCUCAUAGCUCAAUUUUUUUAUUCGUCGGAGUAAACCCUAGAAAAUGGUCGCCGCCGCGCCGUGCGACCACCGGAGCGCGAAGGAGGUCAUUUUUGACGCCUCCGCCGGUGCUUCUGCAGGGGCAAUUGCAGCUACAUUCGUGUGCCCCUUGGAUGUGAUAAAGACGAGGCUUCAAGUCCAUGGCCUCCCUGAAAUGCAGCCGUCUGGUCGUAAAGGUAGUGUGAUCAUUGUGAGCCUGCAAAAUAUUGUUCGAAACGAAGGUUUGAGGGGACUUUACCGUGGCCUAACGCCAACUUUGACGGCAUUACUUCCAAAUUGGGCUGUAUACUUCACGGUUUAUGGGCAUCUUAAAGAGCUACUACAUACAUAUGAGGGCAGCAACAACAGCGACCAGCUUUCAAUUGGUUCAAACAUGGUAGCUGCCGCAGGAGCUGGUGCUGCAACAUCUAUCGCAACGAAUCCUUUGUGGGUUGUUAAGACCCGACUUCAAACACAAGGAAUGAGGCAAGGUGUAGUUCCUUACAAGAAUAUAUUUUCGGCUUUGAGUCGAAUUGCCCGUGAAGAAGGAUUCCGAGGAUGGUACAGUGGUCUUCUGCCUUCGUUGGCUGGAAUCAGUCACGUAGCUAUUCAGUUCCCUGCGUAUGAAAGAAUGAAAUUCUCCUUAGCUAAACGAGGGAAUAAAAGCGAUAACGAGCUCAACCCCGGGGAACUGGCAAUUGCCUCCUCAUCUUCAAAGGUCGUCGCCUCUCUAUUAACUUAUCCUCACGAGGUUAUUCGUUCGAGGCUGCAAGAGCAAGGUCAAGUGCGGGGCUCUCAGCCAAAGUAUUCCGGUGUCAUUGAUUGCAUCAAGAAAGUUUUCAGACAGGAAGGACUAGCCGGGUUCUAUCGUGGCUGUGGUACAAAUCUCCUACGAACAACUCCAUCCGCUGUGAUUACAUUCACCAGUUACGAGAUGAUACACAGAUUUUUGCUGCAACUAUCGCCUCCAAAGGAGAAGCAGCAUCCGAAACCUCACCCCAAACCCGAUUCUGGAGCCAAUUCUCCAAAGGGAUCGACUAGCUCCGGAGAAGAAGAUGAUUCAGACCUAUCUGUAAACCCAUCUAAAGAAAGAACUAUUAUUCCUUUGGAUAAUACAGAUCAUAAGCUCACUGCUAGGCAUUAGCUCACCUAUUUUGUUUUACCAAAAGCUGAAUUUUCACCUUCAAUUUUGUUGUCAAUAAAAAGCAAACUGCAAGUUUCUGUUUGUUGUAUGUAUACCAUUGUUGGAUGUAUUAGACAUAUUGGUUUUGUCUUGUAAUGUUUCAGAAAUCCCAAGUGAGUUUUUAUUGAUC